CAACACAACAACAACACGAUCUCACCCGCAACCCACCACUUCUCUUCAAAAUUCAUUUCUCUCCUCGUCAUUCUUGGAUUCAAUUGUCUUUUGACUAAUUUUCCCCGACUUGAAGCGCUUCGAACCACUAAAUUCUCACGCGACGCGUCUCGAAUCAAAACAUCAACAAAGGCAUUUGGAUACAUCCCUCCCACUCAUACACAAUACACAUACGCACACAUACACACAAGCACAACAGCGACAACUACACACCAGUGAGGGCGCCAUGCAGGCGAGCUCACCCCCACCGCGACGAAAAUCGCGACUUCAUCGAGAGAUGUCUCGAGACCUCGACCAUUCGGUUGCCUCGUCCACCGGUUCCUAUCAUGGCACCGUCAGCACCGAUUCGACCAUGACCGACUUCAAUCCACAGAGGGAUGAAGCCAUUAUGUCCACUGGUCAAAUGGACUACAACCUUUCAGCAAAACUCCCGGAGCUUCGCGACACCGCCAAAAAAUAUGGCCGCUGGUCUCCAAAACGACCAGAAUUCGUCAUCAAUACUUCGGCUCUGGCCCGCGCAUUCCCUGAUUUCACCCAGGGUAGUAUGCCAGAUGAUGCCAACUCUAUGGAGUCUAUCGAAAUCGGACGCGGCGCGAAGACACGAAAGCGAACGCCCAACCGAGCACCUCGCGUUGAAUACUCAGACAAUUUCGACUCCCCGAUCGUCAUUGGCGACUUCCAAAUUCUCCCCUCCCCUCACAGAGGACAAGGCCAGAAGGAGUCCAUCCUGAAAGAUGCAUUGCGCAACAAUGCCAAGAAGGACACUACUCCCCACCGCCACACCAGUUCACAGAAGGAAAACGCCCCUUCGACGAACUCCCAGACCGGCUCUCCAUACAUCUCCCACGCCAGUCAUACAGCUACUGGAGAACAACGAAGCCUCGCAGAGCUGCACGCACGUGUUGCCGACGAUUCAAAUGGCUCUAUCAUCUUUGAUGAGCGUCCCGCCACGACUUCCCAGACUAAAAGCACGCGAUUCAGCGGCCAGUCACGGGCUCCACAUCCUGCUCCCGUUUCCAAGAAGCAGCAGAUCGAUGCAGACUUUGCCGAAAGAUUUCGCGCCGCAUCUGGAACACCAUCCAGGCCGCCAACAAGGAAGUCACAGACGAAUAAUACUACAACCUCAACCACUCCGAAUCCAACACAACAAUCUUUCACCUUUCCAAACAUGCCCGACUUUUCCCACGUGGUUUCUAGCGCGACUAGCAAUGGCGUUCCAGUCGUUGCUCGUGGCGGGAAAGUCCAAGCACGAGCCCAGAAUGGAGUUGCGGGCAACUCACAUGAGCCCGUCGAUGGCAUUGAAGUACCAGAUGAAGAAGAGGAUAUCUACUUGUCUGUCGACUUGCUGAAAGCCAGAGUUGCUGAACUUGAGAUGGAAAAGGCCAAUUCUCAGAGGAUCAUUCAUGACCUCGAAAGAGAUAAUUAUCAGUUGCGGGCAGAGAAACAAGAGUUUGAGAGACGUCGACGCGCGGAUAGCGCCUUAGGCAUGGCUGAUAGUGGAAGCGAUGAAGGCAGUGAUCGAGAGAGAAACAUUGUUGCGGAGAAAACUAAACUCGAAGCACGUGCCUUGUCUCUUCAAAGCCUGCUCGAUGCAUCCAUUAGGCAGGUCUCAAACCAAGAGCUCCGUCUCAAGACCAAUACGGCUGAGCGGGAUCAGGCCGUGAAACAAUUGGCCCAAGCGCAGAUUCUCAUUGAAGAGCUGAAGGGCGAGAAUGACAACCUCAAGGAUGAAAACGAGUCCCUCCGGGCUCACUUGAAACAAUUUAUGGCCGACGCCGACCAAGAUACUCAUAAUUGGAGGAUAGGAGAACAGGCGCUGAAACAGGAAGUUGGAACUCUCAAGUCCAAGCUCGCUCAGUUCGGCGCAGAGAAUGAGGAGCACACUCGGCAGUGGGAAAGGAAGGAGUCAACUCUCAAGAAUCAGCUAGCACAGUUUGCUGCUGAGAUCGAGCAGAAUGCUCGAGACUGGGAGAAGAAGGAAUCUAGUCUUAGGAGCAAGCUAGCUCAGCUGGUUGCGGAGAGCGAAGAAAAUGCUCGACACUGGGAAAAGAAGGAAUCGUCCCUUCAGAGGAAAAUUCAGAGACAGGACGAAAUUGUCAGAGAAUUGCAAGAAGUGACGCACGAGAUGCGCGAGAACACACGAGAGAUUGAUCUUACGAUCUCUCGAAGAGAAUCAGCUUCAGCGCGCUCAACCAAGAGCAAACGCAAGUCAGGAAGCCAGACCAAAGAGAAGAAGGCCGCUUCUAAAGUCACGGAGCAGGCACAGAAGCACUUGGAGCAGAUGAAGUCAUCAAAUGACGAUUCUUCCGCUCGAGACGAAUAUUCUACCAGCAAAUCGGCGGGGUGGAAGCCAGCCGAAUUAUCUUUCCGCCCUGGAUCUCGCUCCCAGUCACGUCGCAACUCCCAGAAUGUGGAGAUCGACAACCGCGUCGUCCAAGAAACACAGAACCAACAGAUCGUUGACAAGAGUGUCAACGACGAAGAAUCGUAUGACGAGGAAAGUAGCUCGGACACGACAAUCCACAAGAACACUGGAGAUGCCGAUAACCAAGAAGGUAACACACUUGAUGGCUCAGAUUACGAAAGCAUCGUGGGCCCCGGCUUCAUGGGCGAUCUUCGCCAACAGCUCCGGGAAUCGAGGGCAAUGAAGAAGGAAGCACUGGCAGCAGCAGCAGCACAUGACGAUACCGCCCAAACCCUCGAAUCCGUUCAGUCUGCGCGAUCUUCUCGUCCUGCCUCUGCCCAGGGACUGACGGGCAUCUUGAAGAACCGUGGCCCCCAGAACUUCGAUGAGUUUGACCUGAGCGCUCGUGUGAGUGUAAAGAGUGCCAAGUCCGACGGUCGAGUUGAAGAAGACCAUACUACUAGAUCUGAGGCCUCCCGGAAUCGUCGUCACUCCGAUAGUGCUGUUUCUGCACGCACCAAACGUCGCCGCAACGCCGCUGAGGACAUGACCUCCGAGUUCAUCAUUCCGGACAUCUCAUCGAACAUCCACAACAAUGCACCGGAGCAUCCGGCACUCUCUGCCAACGCCCGUCGCAUUCUCGAUGGUCUCUGCAAACAUGAUUGCAAGAACUGCACAGUUUGCAACCGAGUCGCAUCAUUUGAAAACAAUACCGGGGUGAAGCACAAGAUGCACAUCCCUAAACCAAUUCCUGUUUCCGAGCGCAUGGCUGUCCCUGCGCCUUACGAAGACGAACCUACCAUUCGUCCAUCUGUCGAUCCCGGCUUAGCCCUGGCGACUGUUAUCAAAGGCCUGGACGACGAGAUCGCACAUCUCAAGAUUGAGCACGCCAGAAUCCAGUCGGCGUACAACAAGCAUGACUCAUCUCUGGGCAUGCGACAACGCAAGGCAUUGAAGAAGCGCCUUGACAAGCUCCUCAAAGCCAUUGACAUCAAGUCGGAUCAGGUAUAUGCUUUGUACGAUGUCCUAGAAGGCCAGAAGCAGUGCGGCCAGCAAAUGAGCGAGGAGGAGAUUGAGAUUACACUUUUGAGCAUCGGAGUUGACCCAGAGGACUUUACCAAAGGAUCAAAGAAGGGUGGCAAGCAGACCACACAGCAUCAGAACGAAGACGACGACGAGGACGAUUCCGAGUUGGAUUUACCAUGGGAGGGCAUCGAGGAGACUACUGUUAGCAUUGAUGGGGCUAAGAAGAGACAGACCUAGGCCUAGUCUCUAGGCCAUUGGAUACGUUGCAUUGCAGGUGUUUGGGCGUGUGUCAUUAUAUAUCAUGUGUGUGCGUACGUGUGUGGAUGGAUCAUUCUCUCAGAUCGAUUUCCUUUUGUGGGUGUCUACCAGUCGGGUCUUUCUUUGUGUGGAUGGACGAUUUUCUGAGAUCGAGCCAGUCUAGUGGUGCGAUUCCCUGUCAUGGGUGUCUACUAGUCGGAGCUCUCUUUGUGUGGAUGGAUGAUUCUCUGAGAUCGAGCCAGUCUAGUGGUGCGAUUCCCUUUCAUGGGUGUCCACUAGUCGGAGCUCUCUUAGAUUGAGUCUCCAUCAUAAACUGUUAAUAGACGAGUAUGAAUGAUAAUGAUUGUAUGACCUAC
Amorphotheca resinae ATCC 22711 is the source of this 4083-nucleotide messenger RNA. RefSeq lists its product as hypothetical. The transcript is spliced from 2 exons. Gene Ontology annotation, molecular function: microtubule binding. Bases 266 to 3706 code for a protein of 1146 amino acids. NCBI's taxonomy places the organism in Eukaryota, Fungi, Ascomycota, Leotiomycetes, Helotiales, Amorphothecaceae. The record is from RefSeq and is a predicted model, not a curated record.